Messenger RNA from Verticillium nonalfalfae, 1161 nucleotides. RefSeq names its product coq1 putative hexaprenyl diphosphate synthase (gene COQ1). NCBI's taxonomy places the organism in Eukaryota, Fungi, Ascomycota, Sordariomycetes, Glomerellales, Plectosphaerellaceae. Gene Ontology annotation, biological process: ubiquinone biosynthetic process; isoprenoid biosynthetic process. Gene Ontology annotation, cellular component: transferase complex. Bases 1 to 1161 code for a protein of 386 amino acids. The transcript has 2 exons. The record is from RefSeq and is a predicted model, not a curated record. Gene Ontology annotation, molecular function: prenyltransferase activity.
AUGGCUUCCAACGCCAUCAACCGUGUCACAAAGGGUGACAUGCACAUCGACCCUCUGAGAACAGUGGCCAAGGAAAUGAAGUUUUUGACCGGCAAUAUUCGGAACCUCCUCGGCUCAGGCCACCCUGCGUUGGAAAAGGUUGCGAAAUACUACACACAUGCCGAGGGCAAGCACAUCCGGCCGCUGGUGGUGCUGCUGAUGGCACGGGCGACAGCCCUCUGCCCCAAGGCAGAACGACGAGCUCCGACGCAGACCUAUGCGGGCAUCAACUCGCCCAUCUCCCCUGACGGUAUCCUCUCCGACGUGAACCCGACUUCACCCUUCACCGGCCCGCCGCUGGACCCUCAGCAAUCCAACUCGGACAUUCUGCCGUCGCAGCGCCGGCUUGCCGAGAUCACGGAGCUCAUCCACACGUCGUCCCUCCUGCAUGACGACGUGAUCGACCACUCCGUGUCACGCCGCGGGUCCCCCUCUGCCAACCUCGAGUUCAGCAAUAAAAUGGCCGUCUUGGCGGGCGACUUUCUCCUCGGUCGUGCGUCCGUUGCUCUCGCCCGCCUGCGCGACGCCGAGGUCAUCGAGCUCCUGGCCACCGUCAUCGCGAACCUCGUCGAGGGCGAGUUUAUGCAGCUGAAGAACACGGCGCAAGACGAGCGCAACCCGGCCUGGUCGCAGGAGGCCGUCGACUACUACCUGCGCAAGACGUACCUCAAGACGGCGAGCUUGAUCUCCAAGUCGUGCCGCGCGUCGGCUCUCCUCGGCAACGCCGACGCGGCGACUGUCGAGGCGGCCUACGCGUACGGCAAGAACCUGGGCCUGGCGUUCCAGCUCGUCGACGACAUGCUCGACUACACGAGAAGUGAGAAGGAUCUCGGCAAGCCGGCGGGCGCGGAUCUGGAGCUCGGCCUCGCGACGGCGCCGCUGCUGUACGCGUGGAAGGCGAAUCCGGAGCUGGGUGCGCUAGUUGGGCGCAAGUUUGAGGGGGAGGGCGAUGUUGCGAGGGCCCGCGAGCUGGUGCUGCAGAGCAACGGCAUUGAGCAGACGCGCGCUCUCGCGCAAGAGUACUCGGAGAAGGCGAUUGAGGCGAUCAGCGGAUUCCCCGACAGCGAGGCCAAGGACGGCCUCAUCGAGAUGGCCAUGAAGGCGCUGCAACGGCAAAAGUAA